Molecule: messenger RNA, 1047 nt
Organism: Apiotrichum porosum
Lineage: Eukaryota; Fungi; Basidiomycota; Tremellomycetes; Trichosporonales; Trichosporonaceae
Exons: 2
Coding region: 1-1047 (348 amino acids)
Source: RefSeq, a predicted model, not a curated record
AUGGCUCCCCGAACACGUUCUCACGGCCUAGCAACGUCUCCAGCGGUUCGACCUUCCAUACCAGCAGCUGCCCGCGCCCGGAAACGACAAGUCAAAAGUCACACAGCGGCGCCAAGACCAGAGUCUGACGCGGUCAACACGCCAGACGACGUUGCACCCGACGCGUCCACUGUGUCGGGCCCCCAACUUCCAGUCGAGCUCGUGGAGCAAGUACUCACCUGCAUCGACCCGACUGAUACCCACACACUGGCAAACGUCAUUCGUGCGUCCCAACUCUUCUGGGAGAUUGGGGCACCACACCUGUAUCGCCGGGUGACGUUCACACAGGCGCAGCUACUGAAACUCGUCGCUGGGGUGGACCACAGGCAUCGCCAAGAGGGGGAGGAGGAACCCUCUGACGAUGUUCUCAAGGCCCAGAGGUCAGAUGGUGUGUCGCGAUACAGCGACCGUGCGCAGCGUGCGUUUGGGUUCAUCGAACACAUGAGCCUCAACCCGCCGCCUUCUUACGCAGUUGUUGAGAGACUAUGGGACGCCACCCUCCCAAACACGCCCCUGUUCCCGAAUGUACGGCACCUAUGUCUCACGCAGCCCCCCAUCGUUCGUGACGAUUACCGCGAAGGGCCAAGGCCACCUGCGGACGUGGUGGUUUUCGACUCGCCGGACAUAUGUGUCAACGGUCAUCCUGGGGUUGUGCGACUUCAGCACCUCCCGACCAACAACACCAGAUCCUUGAGCUGUCACUACAACAAAUGGUGGUGCGGUUUCUUCCAGAUCCGGCUCCCCGACAACCCACCGCCGAUGCGCAUCUUUGAGCCACGUCCGCGGUAUUUUGACCCAGAAGGGUUCGAAAUGGACUACAUGUUGCCGAAGCUCGGGAGCGAUAAGCUCGAGCUCAACUUUCGCCAUGACUCUGUUAUGCAGGCGGCGAUCACGGAGAGGGUGGGGCUCUUGGUUCCCGUACACUUUGGUGAUGACUGCAUCCCAUGUGUGGUCUGUGGUCGCAAGUGGGGAGAGCCGAGGCCACACUACAUCAAGAAGUUUGGAUAG